AAUUGACCCUAUCUUUAAUUAGACCAUAUAUAACUGCCAUUCUCAUUCUCCUCUUUAGACUGCCUCUCUCUUUCUGUACCGCCCCUUCUUCUGCUUCCAUUAUUCUUCAAUAAUUCUCAAUUUCUCAAUAAUACUAAAAAUCAAUCAUGCCUGCAACAGAGUAUCAGGGUUCCUUCCUCGGCCGCAUCAGCAUCCGGCGCAACCAGAUCGCCUCCAUGGACGGCAACCACGAGCAAGAGCUGGAAGACCUCGAGCUCUUUCAGAAAAACGUCGCCGACCGCUUCGCCGAACUCCUGCCCCCUUCCUCCGACGCCCCCUCCUCCGACCACCCCCCCGACCCCCUCCUCUCCAUCGCCUGGCUCCGCAACCUCCUCGACGUCUUCCUCUGCUGCGAAGCCGAGUUCAAGGCCGUCCUCGUCAUGGUCCGCGACCCCUCCCACAUGCUCAAGCCGCCCCUCGACCGCCUCAUUCCGGACCUCCUCGACCGGUCCGUCAAAGCCCUCGACGUCUGCAAUGCCAUCUCCCACGGCAUCGACUCCGUCCGUCACUGUCAGAAGUUCGCCGAGAUCGCCGUCUCCGCCCUCGAGAGCCGCCCGAUCGGCGAGGCCCAGCUCCGCCGUGCUCGCCGUGCCCUCCUCUCCCUCCUCGCCUGCGUCACCCUCGACGACAAGGAGAGCAACUCCGGAAAAUCCACCGAGCGGUCGUGGUCCCUCGGGCGGCGCUCCGGCCCGUCAGGCGCCAAGGACCGGAGUGCCGGCACCCUGAGAUCCCUGUCCUGGAGCGUGUCGAAGUCCUGGUCGGCGGCGAAGCAGAUUCAGGCGAUGUCGACGAAUCUAGUGGCGCCACGCGGCGUCGAGCCGUCGGGGAUGGCCCAGCCCGUUUACAUUCUUAGCACGGUGAUGGUGUUCGUAAUGUGGGCCCUGGUAGCGGCAAUACCGUGUCAGGAGAGGACUGGGCUGGCGGCCCACAUUCCGGUGCCGAGAAACUUGGGCUGGGCCCAGUCGAUGAUUGGGCUUCAGGAACGGAUAUCGGAGGAGUGGAAGAAGAAGGAGAAGAAGGCGUGUGCUGGGUUGAUGGACGAGAUGCAGCGGAUGGAGAAGAUAAGCCAGUCGUUGGUGGAGGCCUCUGAUGCGUGCCAGUUUCCGGUGGAGGAGGAGCGGGCGCAGGAGAUCGCAGCCCAGGUGGGCGAUCUGGCUGAGAGUUGCCGGAAAAUGGAGGAAGGGCUGGUCCCACUGCAGCAACAAAUCAGAGAGGUCUUCCAUAGGAUCGUGAGGAGUAGGACGGUGGUCCUCGAUGUAUUGGAUCAGUCCGGUAAAGUAUCGGCGGCCCCAAUUCUGUGACGGGGCCCAAUUUACUGGAAACGGGUUUGGAUUUACCCCAAACGGGUAGGUCCGAAUUGGGUCGUGGUUUUUGGAUGGACAGAUACAAAAUAGGGGGUGGUGAUCCGACAAAAAUGGGUCACAAUUCGGGUUUUUAUAUGGUAUGAUGGGUUUGGGCCACUACCUUUGUGGCAAAGCGAGAAAUAUGAGAUCUACUGCUUGUGUCAAUUAUAGGCUCAUGAUUUUUCUUAUAUUUUUUUGGUUUAGGUGAAAUGUAAAUUUUUUUUUUGCGUUUGUAAUAGGAAAUGAUAUGUAAAUUAGCAUAUCUGAAGGCAACCAGUGGUUGGUUUUGUUCU
Malania oleifera is the source of this 1675-nucleotide messenger RNA. RefSeq names its product protein ROH1A. The coding region runs from base 147 to 1340 and encodes 397 amino acids. The transcript has a single exon. NCBI's taxonomy places the organism in Eukaryota, Viridiplantae, Streptophyta, Magnoliopsida, Santalales, Ximeniaceae. The record is from RefSeq and is a predicted model, not a curated record.